Molecule: messenger RNA, 2917 nt
Organism: Mercenaria mercenaria
Lineage: Eukaryota; Metazoa; Mollusca; Bivalvia; Venerida; Veneridae
Exons: 12
Biological process (GO): regulation of gene expression
Source: RefSeq, a predicted model, not a curated record
UGACAUUUGGCGGGAAGAGCUGUCAAACUUUUGCUGUGAUCAUUUUAUCUGAUUAUUUCACGACAGAAUCCAUUCUGGUACAUUGUCUUGGAACAGAGUAUGUGCACAAGUGAAACUAAAACAAAAGCGGUAGUGCCUUUAAGGCAGACAAAGAUACUGGAUUAUAUGAAGAAGAUUCCUGCCUCAAAAUUCACAACAGGGAAAAGGAAAAGUCUACUCACAGGAGAAGUUUCACCAGUUGUAAAAUUAACAAGUGAGCUUGAUGAUAGAAAUGCACAUGAUUGUUCUCUGAAUUCAACUGACCGUCAAGACUGUUAUGAAAUUGUUAGACCUUUUUUGAGUGUUAAUGGCUUUGGACAUUGGCAUAAUCUUAGGAAGAGAGCCAAAGUUGAUUAUACUGCAACUAAAAUUUCAGGUGGUGAAGAUGGUAACAAAGAGGUUGGAAAAGAACUGAGUGAUGAUCAUGACACAAAUCAGCAAGGUAGAAAUAAUAUAGCAAAAUAUGACAGGGAAAGACAUGAAUCGGGUAUAAAGAAGAAGAAUGAGAGGGAGAAAAGAGGGACAUUGGGCAGACAUACUAGUGGUGAAUUUGAUAUGAAGGGGGAUAUAAAAAGAAGACAAAAAGAAAGAAGUGAGAAAAUAAUGUGUUCUCAUGGUUCAGGGAAAAAAGAUGAAGAUAAAGAUUGGAACUUUAAAGGAAAAUCAAAAGUAAGGAAGUUAGAUUCUAAUGUGAAUAAUGACAGUAAACAAGACAAGAUACAAACGGAUAAGCAGAUGUGCAGUGAUGCUGGAGAUCAAAAACUGUAUUCUCUGGAGGACAAGUGUCCGAGUUGCAGGUACACAGGGCAUACUGGAGGUUCUGUGAAUACUGAAACAGAAAAGACUGCAGCAUGCAACACCACUGAAACUGUUCAAAAUUCAGUGAAUAUAGAAAAACCUAUUUAUGGAAGGAAUGAUCAUACUGAAGCAGCAUGUGCUCUUUCAGAAGAAUUAACAGAUAUAAGUAUAUCUUGCUCGAACUUAAAAACUGUUGAUAUUGUGGAAAAGGAAGUUGAGGAUGGCAACAAAAAGAUAGAUAACUUCUUCAGAGUGAAGAAGACAGCAGGUAGUGUUCAGAAGGUUGAUGUUACCCAUACGAAAGAUUACCCAACAGUCGAAAACCAUGAUCCUGUUAUAGUAGAUAGGGUCACUGAUACUAAUAAUAGCUCAAAUAAAUUAUUCAAUUUUUACAUGACUUGUCCUGUCCCUAUACCAGAGAUAGAUUUUGACAUUACUGAUUAUUUAGAUGUUUACAACUUCCAAAUUGUCAAAGAAAAGGCUUUUGGUGUAGUACAAACAGCUGUAAAUGAAAAAGGAGUUUCUUUGGAAAUAACAAGAAACAAGGCACAAGUUGUAGAAAAACUUCCAUACAUGGGUACGUCUGCACAUUGUUACAAUGAAUCAGACAAUGGAAACAAAGAAGCAAAAAGUAGUACAUCUAAUGCCAGAUUAAAAAACCUCAAGUUUCAGAGUAACAAAGUUGAAGUGAAUCAGAAAACUGAUAGUGGAGAGGGCCUAUGUAGUCCAAGAAUGGAAACUUCGAGAGAUACACUUAAUAUUGCUGUGGACGAUGAAGCUAGCUAUGUAGAAGAUAUAAGUGACAUGUAUAGUGUUUGGCCUAGUGGAAGUUUAUUUGAAUGCAAUAUUACUGAACAGAUACAAGGAACUAGAAGUGAAAGUGGUAAAUGCACAGGAGAACACACUGGAGGAUCAGAAAGUACCAGUAAGAAUCCCAGUACAACAGAUGCAUCUCCAACUGAAGUUAUGCCAUUAGAAGCCUCAUCUGAAGCAGAAGAUAAUUCUGUAGGGGUUGUGGAUGAAAAGAGCCACUUACUGGUUGGUAGUGUUGUAUGGGGAAGGUUUAGUAAGAAUGUUUGGUGGCCAGCUCUGGUGUUGGAGGAGAAAUUAGUUCGGAAAUCAAACAAAAAUGGAUUUGUUUGGCUGUACUGGUUUUCUGAUGAACAAUACUCACAGGUAAAAGAGUGUUUUGUGGAUCCAUUUUACAAGAAGUUUUUGUCAAGAUGUAGACAGACUAACAAUAAAAAAAUGAAGAAAGGGAUAUCCUUGGCUUUACAGAUUUGUGCAUGCAGAGCAGAGGUAGAUGUGACUAAGUACGGUGGGAUAGAUGGUUGGGUGCAAGCUGAUGAUGGCUUCUUAUAUAAAGACAGGCAGCUAUUUCAACCUAAGUCAGAUGAUGCAAUACCAGAUUAUGUUUUCGAAAAUUUGGGUUUCACACCACCGGCUCCUUGCUAUCAAACAUCAAUAACAAAUAGUGACAAUACAAAUGAAGGCCAGGAACCAGUUUCAGUAGGGCCAGAACAAGGAAAGCAGACAUGUAAUACAGUGUGCAACAGCAGAAAGGAAGUCUGUAGCACAACACAGGACAUUGGUUUCCAUGGUGACAGUGAUGAGGGCGAGAGAUGUUUAGCAUGUGAUACUACAUGGGAAGUUUGCAACGAACACCCAUUGUUUGUGGGAAAGAUUUGUCGUAAAUGCAAGGAAGUGCUAAGAAGUUCAUUCUAUGCAAUAGAUGAUGAUGAGUGCAGUAUGUUUUGUUGCAUAUGUGGAGAGGGAGGAAGCCUGUAUGUGUGUGAUGAUAUACUAUGUGGAAAAGCAUAUUGCUUCAUUUGUGUAGCUAGGCACUCUAGUCCCACCACAGUGAAAUAUGUGAAGGAUGCCAAAUGCUGGAAUUGUUUCCUAUGUACUGAGUAUUCUACUUGUACUCAUGGCCGACUAGUUCCACAGGAAGACUGGUCACUGGAGCUGGUCAAGUUCUUCCAAGCAGGCCAAGUCCCUUUGUGUGAUGAUUUACAGUACAUGAAGACAAACAGUAAGAGAAAGCUGAGAGUAUUGUCCAUGUUUGAUGGUAUUGGAACAG